UCUCCCUCCCUCGCUCCCCUGGAACGGUUACGGAUGAAGGCAGGCGGCGCGGAGGAUACGACGCUGCUUCCACCCACUCGCCCCCUCUUUUGUUUGUUGCACUCUUUAGUGUUUAAUUCCAGCAUACCAUUUCUAGAUCUGAUUUCCAUCCUGUUUCAUACGCAGCUUUGCCUUGUGCUCGGAAUUGUUUGUUUUCCAUAAUCUGAAAUCGGAGUAGGCAAGUUGAUGCUGCUGUAUACUGUGUUUCGAUCCGUGGUGUUGUCUCCGAUCGUUGGCUGUUGACCAUCCCAUAACAAAAGCACAUCUGGGCAUCCGAUCAGAGAUGUCUCGGAUCGAAAAGCUUCAAAGGAGCAGGAUCCUCGCCUGCGUCCAGGCACUGCGCUGUGCAAGACACGCGAGAAAGGACGACGUCCCUUGCCAGAUCGAGGAGGGCCUGUUUUUGGGUUCCGUAGGCGCGGCGCUUAACAAGUCAGCGCUGAAAGACCUCAACAUUACCCAUCUCUUAACCGUGGCCAAAUCGUUGGACCCUGCGUACCCUAACGAUUUCAUCUAUAAGAAGAUUGAUGUUCUUGACACCCCAAGCACAGAGUUGGAUAAAUAUUUUGAUGAAUGCUUUAGUUUCAUUGAUGAAGCCAGAAGUGCUGGUGGUGGUGUGCUGGUUCAUUGCUUUGCAGGAAUGUCAAGAAGUGUCACUGUUGUUGUUGCUUAUGUGAUGAAGAAGCAUUGGAUGAGUCUUUCAGAUGCAUUGUCACUAGUUAGGAGCAAACGACCUAAUAUAGCUCCUAAUCAGGGUUUUCUGAUCCAAUUGGAGAAUUUUGAGAAAUCUCUUGGAGAAUUCAAAAGCGAGAAAGAAACCCAGAUUGUUAAACCUUUUUAUCAUCUGGAUAAUGGUGCUGAAUGAUGCCUGUGCUAAUUAAAUGCUGGCCAAAAAAAAUUUUGUGCCUGGUGCUGGUUUUCAAGCAGUGAAUCAAGAUACAUGUUUUAUCUGAGUUGGACCAGAAGUCGAGCUUUGGAGGUUUGUUUUACUUUGGAAAUAUUUCAUUUAUCAGUUACGGUAUAUUUCAUUUGCCAUUUUUAAUCCUGAGUGAGCCAUUAUUGUUCAUUGGUGAUUUGAAGUAAUAAUUAUGAUGAAUAACAUCAGGCAUAAGAUGUUUCUGUAUCUGCUGACACAUCCGGAUUGGUUAAUGCAUUAUUGUACAAAAUGAUAGGUUUUAUAGCCUGCAGAUUACACUCUAUUCAA
Musa acuminata subsp. malaccensis (wild Malaysian banana) is the source of this 1240-nucleotide messenger RNA. RefSeq names its product dual specificity protein phosphatase 1B. The record is from RefSeq and is a predicted model, not a curated record. Gene Ontology annotation, molecular function: MAP kinase tyrosine/serine/threonine phosphatase activity; protein tyrosine/threonine phosphatase activity; MAP kinase tyrosine phosphatase activity. Lineage: Eukaryota; Viridiplantae; Streptophyta; Magnoliopsida; Zingiberales; Musaceae. Gene Ontology annotation, biological process: negative regulation of MAPK cascade; protein dephosphorylation.